UCUUUCGAUCUUUGCAUGCAUUUGAGUACAAUGUUCACGAUGCAGGUGUGUCAGCAAAGAAACUUGGUCAUCCAAGACAUAAGUUGACCGUAAAGAAUCUGUAACAGAGAAGUGGAGGCAGGUAAGACGAAGCUGAUAGAUUUGGUGUUGACCUGUGACUUUGCUACUGAUGAAGCAGAGAUACGAACGAGGAGAAUUCGAUGCUCACGAUAAAUAAGAUUUCUUUGCUUCGUCUUCUCUCUCCCUCUACGUCAUGCCUUCGGUCAGCCAAUAACCCCUCGCUAAAACCGGAUGUAGAUUUCUCCUCUCUGUUCCGGAGAACAGCAGCACGUCGCCCCACCAUGAAGACGGUCCCGGUGGCCAUCGGCCGCGGGAGAAAGGUCGUGCGGAUCCAGUGCACCGACGCGGACGCCACCGGUUCCUCCGGCGACGAGAACGAGGCUGCCAUGCGCCGGGUCAAGAGGCACGUCCAGGAGAUCGGGUUUGAGGUGGCGGCGGCGAAGGCGAAGGCGCAGGUCGACAGGCGGCCGCUCGCGGCGGUUUCGGGCUCCUGCUGUGGGAAGCGGUUCCGAGGCGUCCGGCGGCGACCUUGGGGCCGAUGGGCGGCGGAGAUACGCGACCCAACGCGGAGGAAGCGGGUGUGGCUGGGGACCUUCGACACCGCGGAGGAAGCUGCCGCCGCGUACGACGCUGCUGCAAUCAGGCUCAGGGGAGACAACGCCGAGACCAACUUCGCCGCCGGAACGGCGGCGGCGGCGGCCGGAAACAGGGACUUCUCCUCCGUUGGGGAGGCGGCAGCGGCCGGAAACAGGGACUUCUCCUCCGUUGGGGAUGCUGCCGCCUCCGACAACCCGUUCUCCUCCCCGACGUCGGUCCUCUGUAACGGCAUGGACAAGACGCCGUUCGACGUCCUGGGCCACGGCGACGUCGACGCUUUCGGGCUCAGCGUCGAUCCACCGUUACACACAAGGGAGUUGUACCCACCGAAGUGGCCGUGUGGGGACGCAGGCGACGAGUUCACGGAGUUCGCCGCGGAAGAUUUCCUGCCACCGGCAGCACCUUCGAGUCUCUCGAAUGCCGAUACUGCCCUUGCCUUGUCACAGUCGAAACGAGAACAUAUGGCAAGAGUGAACGGUAAGUCGUGCUACGUACGUGUAAGCCGUGUAUUGUCGCCAAAUGGUGUAUUGUCGCCAAAAGUCGUGCUACGUACGUGUAAGCCGCCAUAUUGCGGGAUGCGUGGCACCAUUUGAGCCCUCGAUCGGAGUGGCGGGAGGGCACAGCUGUGGGCCCGCGGCCUGAAUCCUCCGGCUCCCUCGAUCGGGAGAUACGUGGCACCAUCUCGAGAUUCCCAUCUAUGUAGAAUUUUUGCUCCCUAAUGGAUCGGAUCCGCUGGGCCCGCACCAAAAUCCGAGAUAACUAGCUGAAACAACCCGCGUCCAAGAAGGGUACAACGUCGGGUUCGGAUCAAUCAUGCGGGCAUCGUCAAUGUGCGGCCCGCUUUGGUUUGGGUCGGCAUCUGCCUAUAAAAGCAGAAGAAGGAAGACUGCCGUUUGACCUGCUCGGUCGACCAAGUUUCCUCCUUCUCAGGCCUCAAACUUGACUCACCAUCAUUUUCCUCAGAUCCAUUUGCGGAGUCAUCGUACCCCAGAUCGUUGCACUUCGGAUCGGGAUACUGCCGCGGAGAUCGAUAGUUCGCAUCAUCGCCACCACCAGUUUUUGUUUUCCCAGAAGCAGCUGGUGGUCUGAUUAUUUGGACUCAACUUCUAACCAGAAUGGGAAAUUGUUCAGGAAAAAAAGGUGGAGGGGGUGAUCUUGAAGAUGAGAUAAACUUCAGAGGUGGAAAUGUGCAUGUAAUAACUUCCAAGGAAGGCUGGGACCAAAAAGUUUCGGAAGCAAACAAGGAUGGGAAGAUAGUUAUAGCAAAUUUUAGCGCAGGUUGGUGUGGCCCAUGCAGAGCGAUGGCACCGGUGUAUAUGGAGCUGUCUGAGAAGUAUCUUUCACUGAUGUUUUUGUCGAUAGAUGUCGAUGAGUUAACAGAAUUUAGUUCGUCAUGGGAUAUCCAUGCGACUCCAACAUUCUUGUUCCUGAAAGAUGGGCAACUGCUGGAUAAGCUCAUAGGUGCCAACAGAUCUGACCUGGAGAAGAAGAUAAUCAUGUUUGUUGAUUCCUGCUCCAAAAAUUCAAAUCUAUAAUGCCAAGUCCCUGCACUCUAAAUCUUUUCUGUCGAAACAAUUGUCAGCUUAUCCGCCAUGAGAAAACACAUCUGUACCAUGAACUCCUUUUGUUCUAUGAAUUGCAUCAGUCGUGGUUUUCAAAAUGACCUCUCUUCCUCGCCA
Messenger RNA from Musa acuminata AAA Group (dessert banana), 2336 nucleotides. Its product is annotated as pathogenesis-related genes transcriptional activator PTI6-like. The record is from RefSeq and is a predicted model, not a curated record. Bases 201 to 1250 code for a protein of 349 amino acids. Gene Ontology annotation, molecular function: DNA binding; DNA-binding transcription factor activity. Gene Ontology annotation, biological process: regulation of DNA-templated transcription. NCBI's taxonomy places the organism in Eukaryota, Viridiplantae, Streptophyta, Magnoliopsida, Zingiberales, Musaceae. The transcript is spliced from 5 exons.